Molecule: messenger RNA, 2150 nt
Organism: Myripristis murdjan (pinecone soldierfish)
Lineage: Eukaryota; Metazoa; Chordata; Actinopteri; Holocentriformes; Holocentridae
Gene: dnajb4
Product: DnaJ heat shock protein family (Hsp40) member B4
Exons: 3
Coding region: 252-1274 (340 amino acids)
Biological process (GO): negative regulation of transcription by RNA polymerase II
Cellular component (GO): cytosol
Molecular function (GO): protein-folding chaperone binding
Source: RefSeq, a predicted model, not a curated record
CGCUGUGGACGCAGGGGAGGACGCAGUGGCUAUUUAAAGAGGGUCAUCCAGUCUCGGAUAAAUAACACAGGGUCCACAGCGGUGACGAGCCGCCUCUAAAUGGUCAUCACCCCCUGCGCUGCUAUUGUCCGCUAGAGCAGACCGCCGCUCCGCCGGACAGCCGCUGCGCUGGAGCUGACAGCCGCCCGUCAACCACACAGCCCGAUCUGCUCUUCUUCACCGGGGCUUUUGUUGGGGGGGUGGGCUGAAAAAUGGGGAAAGAUUACUAUAAAAUCCUGGGUAUCUCUAAAGGAGCUGCGGACGAGGACAUCAAAAAGGCUUACAGAAAGCAGGCGCUGAAAUGGCACCCGGACAAAAACAAGGCUGCAAAUGCUGAGGAGAAAUUUAAGGAGAUCGCCGAGGCAUACGAAGUCCUCAGUGAUCCUAAAAAAAGGGAAAUAUAUGAUCAGUACGGAGAGGAAGGCCUCAAGGGAGGGAACGGGCCCACUGGUGAUGGACAAGGCAGCAACUUCACCUACACCUUCCACGGGGACCCGCACGCCACCUUUGCCACGUUCUUUGGAGGUGCUAACCCCUUUGAGAUGUUCUUUGGGCGUAAGGCCAACGGGAGAGAUGACGAGGACAUGGAGGUGGAUGGAAACGACCCCUUUGGCUCCUUCACCAGUUUCAACCUGAACGGAUUCCCUCGUGAGCGGCACGUGGGCCUCGGAGGGCAGCAGCGGCGGAAGCAAGACCCGGCCAUCCACCACGAACUGAGGGUCUCCCUGGAGGAGGUUUUCCACGGCUGCACCAAGAGGAUGAAAAUCUCUCGCAAAAGGCUAAACCCGGAUGGCAGGACCAUGCGCACUGAGGAUAAGAUUCUCACUAUCGAGAUUAAGCGGGGCUGGAAAGAAGGCACCAAGAUCACUUUUCCACGGGAGGGAGAUGAGUCGCCCACCACCAUUCCUGCCGACAUUGUUUUCGUCAUCAAGGACAAGCCACACCCACACUUUAGGCGGGAAGGCUCUAACAUUGUGUAUCCUGUGCGGGUUAGCUUACGACAGUCUUUGUGUGGAUGUUCGGUAACCGUGUCUACGAUAGACGGGAAGACGUGCAACAUGAAGAUCACGGAUGUCAUCAAACCUGGCAUGAGAAAGACAGUUGCGGGACAGGGUCUCCCCUUCCCAAAAAACCCUGAGCAGAGAGGGGAUCUGGUGGUGGAGUUUGAUGUGAACUUUCCUGAAACUCUGCCUGGCAAUGCUAAGGACGUCCUGAAGCGGCAUUUACCCGCCUAGGAGGAAGGGCAUGGACAAAGCAAAGGGUGACAUCCACAUGCCAGCACCCACUCACUUUACCAGGCACACACACACCCACACUCACACACACACACAAACCCACAGAAGGACAAUGCUGACAAUUCACAGAUGGACCCCCUUCUGAAGAAUGUGCAAUUUCUAUUUUUUAUGUAUUUGGUGUUUUUAUAAAUACCGUGCAUGCCGCCGCAUUGAUAUAAGUGCAAGUAAAAGGUUGCUGAGGUUGGUGAUAUCUGAGAGUAAACAUUUUAUGUAUGUGGACCUUAGCCACAAUCGCUUUAUCUUUUUUAUUUCUUUGUGUUGUUUGUGUUGGAUUUGGAAGGAUUUGGCAGUGAGUGUGUCUCCAGUUGCCAAACAACCCCAGUAAACUUGGGAAAACUGCUGUGCAAAACAGCAUGUUCUCAUGCUUUUAUUUACAUUUGAAAGGCUCCAUCAAUGAAGUCUGUUACUUGUUAAUAGUCUUUAACGUUUAUUUUCUCAUGAAGAGAUACAAGUCUCUAAUUGGAGGCUGACUUAAAGCUAAAAAUUAAUGUAUACCUUAUAAAAUGGUGGGAAACAGAGGAAAAACAAAGCACUUUCUCAUAAAGUUUUGCAGUAAACUUUAGCAAAGUUUCUCUGAAUCAUCUAAAUGAUCUCAGCUGGAUCAUUUGUGAAAAAUACAUAUGAAGAUACUCUUGGACUUCGAGAUAAAUAUUUCCACAUGAAUUGAUCUUGAACUAUUUCAGAGUCAACUCGAAAAACAACAAAUGUAUAUUUUAACAUUCAAAUGUGAACAUUUUAUGGCUGUUAUGACUUAAACCAGUACCUAUGUGCAGAAAUCAAAUUAAAAAUAUAUUGGUUGAAUUUCUUCAGCACUUA